AUAACCAAUGAAGUCCGUCGCAUCGAACCAGAGAAAAUGAGGAAGGUCCAGGACUGCGAGGCCUUCAUUGAGUCCGUGCCCAACACUGGCAGUGCUACGUUGGUGAAGAACAAAGUGGAGAACACCAACAAGAAGUAUGACCGUGUGGUUCAGCUGCUCAGUGCUGCCCAGGAGAAAGUUGAGGUGGCCACGCACCUCGAGAAGAGUCUCCAGCAAGGCCGAGACCUGCUGUCCACAUACGAGAACAAACUGGUCACAGACGACACCGUACCGGAGGACUUGCGGGUGAUAGACCGUAAGAAAGAAGAGCUGCUGGCCAUGGGCUCUGAGCUCCAAUCCAAAAGGUUCUUGCUCAAUGAGGCAGAGCAGAACUUGCUGAGGACAAAGACCUGCUCCAACACCCUGGCCAGCAAGUUCCAGGAGCACUGCCCUGACAUUGAGCGGCAGGAAGCCGAGCUCUACAAGCUCAACCAGCGCUUCAACAACCUCAGCAAGCAAAUUGACCACAGAACACAGACCCUGCAGAAAGCAAAGAGUGCCUAUUCCAACUACCGCACAAACUAUGACAAGAUCAACCAGUUCCUUUGCAACAUACCCAACUACGAGCCGCAGGAGACAGACAACAUCCAGCAAGUGGAAGUGAAGCUGAAAAACCAAACGGCGCUCCUUGGUGACAUCGCAAGCAAAGAACAGGAGGUACAAAAGGUCUCUGCCACAGCUCAGCAGUAUCAGCAGGCAGUAAAGGACUACGAGCUGGAAGCUGAGAAGUUACGGUCCAUCCUCGACCUCGAGAAUGGACGCAAUGGGUACAUUAGCAAGAAACCCAGGCUGCAAUCUCCAGCCGCAAAAGUGAAAGAGGAGGAAGCCAUUCUGGCAGCCAAGUUCACCGAAGUGAAUGCUGUGAAUAGGCAGAGGCUGCAGAACCUGGAAUUUGCUCAGAGCCUCCUGCGGCAGCAGCCCGAGGUUCAGGUGACACAAGACUUCAUCCAAACCAAAAAAUCUGUAAGGCCUGUGGAAGAAGUCUGGAAGUUGAAGAAAGAGCUUGAGGAUGAGACUCAGCGUCGGCAACAGCUAGAAGCUGAGAUCCAAGCCAUCCAGAACAACAUUGUCCAACUGCAAAACCAGAAGCCCCAAGAAACCGUAGUUAAGAAGGAAUUGGUGAAGAAAGUGCCGGACCCGCAGCUGGAGGAGAGCUUCCACAAACUGCAGCAAAGCCUGGCAGAAGAGCAGCGCAAGAACCAGGUGCUGCAGGAUGAGCUGGAGGCCCUUAAAAUCAGGCUGCGCGUUUUGGAGCAUGAGAAGAAGGAAGGAGGGCAGGAGUAUAUAGUGAAAGAGGUGCUGCGUAUCGAGCAAGAUAAGGCUCAAGCUGAAGAAAUCUUGAGGCUCAAAGAAGAACUGGAAGAGCUCAGGAGGCAGGAAGGAACGAGGGAAAACGAGGUCAUUCUUUUACGCCAACAAAUCGCUGUGCUGUCCAGCGAGAAGAACAAAGAGCAGGAGAAGGUAACAGAGAAGGAGGUGCUGAAGCUGCAGAACGAUCCCCAGCUGGAGAUGGAAUUCCGGAUGUUGCAAGAGAACAAGCAGAGGGAGAGUGCCCUGAGGCAGAAAUACGAGGAAGAGCUCAGCUUCCUCCAGGAGAAGCUCAAACGUCUCGAGAAGGAAAGGGCCAUCGCUGAGGGCAAAAUUACUGUCAAGGAGGUACUGAAGGUGGAGAAAGAUGUGGCCAUCGAGAGGGAGGUGAAUGAGCUCCGGCGCCAGUACGAGGAUGAGAAAUCCAGGGGGCGUUCCAAUGAGAGGGAGAAGGCCGAGCUGCUCAGGAAGAUCCAGCUGCUGGAGGAAGAGAACGCCAAGGUGGUUGUCCAGGAGAAGGUGAGGGAGAUCGUGCGGCCGGAUCCUAAGGCUGAAAAUGAAGUUGCCAACCUUCGGUUGGAGCUGGUAGAGCAGGAGAGGAGAUACCGGGGUGGUGACGAACAGCUGAAGAGCUGUCAGAAUGAACUGGCUGCUCUGAGGAAUAGAGAGCCGCUGGUAGAAGUCAAAGAAGUCAUUAAGGAGGUCAUUAAGUACAAGAAUGAUCCAGAAACUGAAAAGGAGCUACAGCGGCUCCGUGAGGAAAUCAUAGAGAGGACGGGAGCCAUUGAAAGAGCUGACCUUGAGAUCUACCAGCUGAAACAAGAGAUACAAGCUUUGAAAGAUACCAAACCUCAAGUGCACACGAAGGAAGUUGUUCAAGAAAUUCUGCAGUUCCGGGAAGACCCUAAGACAAGAGAGGAGGUGGAAUCUCUGAGAGUGCAGCUGGCAGAGGAACAAAUGAAGCACGUUGACCUGGAGAGAGAACGGCUCCUCCAAGAAGAGAAAGUAAGACAGAAAGAGGAGGAACUUUCCCAGGUGAAGGAGAAAGUGGUCCAGCAGGAAGUAGUGAAGUACGAGCAAGAUCCUGCCUUGAAAGCUGAAGUGAACUCCUUCUCGCAGAGCAUUGAGAGUGAGCUGAAACAAAUAGAUUCCCUCCGCGAAGAACUGCGCAAGCUGCAGAGGAGGCGGUCUGAGCUGGAGCGACAACUGGAAGAAUUGGAGAAGGAGAGACAGGCCCGCAGAGAGGCGGAACUGGAAGUGCAGAGGCUGAGGAUUAGGUUGAAUGAGUUAGAAGAACAAGAGAGGGAAACGACAGAACGAGUAACAGUGAAACAGAAAGUGAUCCUCCAGCAAGAUCCCCAGCAAGAGAAGGAGCACUCCCUCCUCAGGCUGGAGCUGGAAGAAGAAAAACACCGGAGACAAGUCUUGCAAACUGAACUGGAAGCCUUGAGAAAGAAGCUUCUUUCGUUGGAGAAAAUGGAGGUCAAAGAGAAAGUUGUCUUUUCAGAGAGCGUCCAAGUGGACAAAGGAGACACAGAGUAUGAGAUUCAGAAGCUGAAGAGCAACCUGGAGGAGGAGAGCAGGCGUAAGAGGGAGCUAGAUGCAGAUAUCAAUAGACUUGAAACCAGGCUGUCCGAGGUGGAAUUCAACAACUCUAAGUCAUCGAAGGAACUAGACUUACUAAGAGAAGAAAACCACAAAUUACACCUUGAAAAACAGAACCUGCUGAUGGAAACAAGGAGGCUGCAGUCAGAGAUUGAACUCACAGCAACAGAAGCUCGGGAUUUGAGAAACAUGACCCACGCAGACAGUGGACCAAACUUAGACUCCAGAUUCCAAGCUCUGGAAAGAGAGUUAGAUGAUCUGAAGCAGUUGUCUAGAGAAAAAGAUGCAGAGAUCGAGCAGCUCCAGAACCGCCUCAAGACGGUGGCAAUCAAGAGGGAGCAAAGAGAGAACCACCUGAGGCGCUCCAUUGUGGUCAUCGAUCCGGACACAGGCAAGGAGAUGUCUCCAGAGGAAGCUCACGUGCUCGGCCUCAUCGAAUGGAGCCUCUUCGUCAAGCUGAAGAGUCAGGAAUGCGACUGGGAAGAGAUCUCGAUCAAGGGGCCCAAUGGGGAAUCAUCCGUGAUCCUCGACAGGAAAUCAGGCAGAGAGUUCUCAAUCGAAAAUGCCCUGAAGAGCGGCAGACUAAGCACGACCCAGUACAACAGUUACCUCAACAAGCAGAUGUCCAUUCAGGAGCUGGCGGUCUUGGUGUCUGGAAGUGAUUACCCAGUGCUCGCUCCGCUUUAGAACCUUCUCUUAAGAGGCAGCAAGUCAGAGCUGCGCCACUUGUUAAGACUACCAGAUCACUGCAAAUCCUCGCCCUCCUUUGCAUCUUCCGAAAUGCUAGAGCCUCUGCCCAGCCGCGCUAUGAAGCCGCACUGCUUGCUGUCAUACGCUGCGGAAAAGCACCGCCAGUAGUGGAAACACAUUUGUCAAGGCUACAACCAAACCUUCUCUCCCUCUUCAGCCCUACCCAACCACUCGACAAACAAGACGACGAGCCGAAAACAAGUGAAGUACCUGAAGUCCAAAAGACUCAGCCAAACCUGCAGUUUCUUCAACAUAUAGCCACAAAGGCAGAAAAAAAAAUAAAGCACAGAUGUUAGAGAGACUGAAGGUCAAAACGAUUCUGGGCUGACCAGCGAGAGCUGGGUACGUCAGCUCCAUGUUGGUAAGCCACACAGUUUAACCGUGGACAACCAAAUGAUGGGAUAAUCCUCGGAAAAGAACGGCUCUGUAAGCAAAAGGCGUGAUGUACACCUCACUUUGGUGUCAUCACAUUGACGCCAGACCUUUUUGCUCACCGGCGUGCCGAUGCUGCUGGGCAAGAGCGAAAUGAAGCACAGCAAUUUGAUGGUGUCAGCCCUAGAUCCAGGAGGAGCAUUCCUAUACCAUAGAGUUCACCAAGAAGUACGUGAAGAGCCGGCAGCAGUGCCGAACACAAGAUGCUGGUGUAAAGCAUGCAACUGUAACCAAACGCAGAGUGCCUUCAAAACACAGUUAGCUUACCUCGUGGUUGAGAGCCAUUUGUGCUGGUAUCUUAUCAAAUAGAGUUACAUGCAGCUACACGUCUCACUUACUUGUGUAUGGGAAGGGGAAAUAGAGGGGAAUGCUAUUUAUAGUAUGAAAUAAAAACAUGCAGUGGUUCCAA
Molecule: messenger RNA, 4543 nt
Organism: Meleagris gallopavo (turkey)
Lineage: Eukaryota; Metazoa; Chordata; Aves; Galliformes; Phasianidae
Gene: PPL
Product: periplakin
Biological process (GO): wound healing; intermediate filament cytoskeleton organization
Cellular component (GO): cytoskeleton; cytoplasm; intermediate filament
Molecular function (GO): structural molecule activity; cadherin binding
Source: RefSeq, a predicted model, not a curated record